This is a messenger RNA of Vigna umbellata (rice bean), 1083 nucleotides long. RefSeq names its product sulfiredoxin, chloroplastic/mitochondrial. Lineage: Eukaryota; Viridiplantae; Streptophyta; Magnoliopsida; Fabales; Fabaceae. Gene Ontology annotation, biological process: cellular response to oxidative stress. The record is from RefSeq and is a predicted model, not a curated record. Gene Ontology annotation, cellular component: cytoplasm. Gene Ontology annotation, molecular function: sulfiredoxin activity.
AAAGGUUAAUGUCAAUCCAUAGCUGCCAGUGUUCUACAAGUUCAUGAGAAAGAACGAUCGCUGCCAUGGUUCCCGGCGAAGUUGAAAAUUAUUUGGAAUCAAAUUUUAAGGGAAAACCUCUCACCAAUUUGUGGAGCGAAUUCCGUGUUGAAGGGUCUAUUAUAUAGCUUCAAAAGAACAAUCUUGGUCGUUGAAUUUAAGUGGGCCAUGCUUGAGUGGUGAUAGCAAUCAUCAGGUUCUCCGUUCACACCAUUUUGACUAUAUAUUUAGAACCGUGAGAGAAAAAAAUGAAAUACCUUGGUAAGAAGAAGAAGAAGAAAAAUGGCAAAUUUUGUUCUGCGAGUUCCAAAUACCGUAAGGAGUUUCGCCAUGUUUGCUUCGUCCAACCCCAACGGUGCUCCACCUGGUGGCUCUGGAAGCAGUAGUGGUGGGGGUGGAGGUCCUGUGAUAUUGGAAAUUCCUAUAGAUAAGAUUAGAAGGCCUUUGAUGAGGACCAGAGCAAAUGAUCCAAACAAAGUAAAGGAAUUAAUGGAUAGUAUCAAGGAAAUUGGUCUCCAAGUACCUAUGGCCCUUUAUGAUGAUUACUCACUUUGUUUAAGAGAACUUUCACCAGAUCAUGACUUCUACAAGAAAAUAAAAAUAUCAUUUCGACAACGAUUUGUGAUGCAGAUUGAUGUCCUGGAGGUUGAUGGAGUCUAUUACGGUUUCUCUGGUUGUCAUCGCUAUGAGGCUCACCAACGCCUUGGACUCCCCACCAUCCGUUGCAAAAUACGCCGUGGUACAAAAGAGACUCUAAGGCACCAUCUGCGCUAAGCUGUGAUCAUCUUAUUGUUCAAAGUUGGUAUAUGACGAUUAGCAAUGACAGGACACAACACAGAAGUGUUAUUUUUCUCAUAGCAUUGUGAUUCCUGCGGACAUUGCAAAUGAUAUAUGUGAUUUCUCUUACUGUGUUAUGCUGCAUCUGUUAUUGCUUCCUCAAGUUCUUUGUAGAAAGCACUAUUCUUCUGGUCACAUUUUGGUUUCGUCCAUCCAGAAAAGGAUAACAAAGUUAGGAACAAUAAACAACAUCAAGCGUUAUUAUCU